AUGCCUCCUAAAAAGAACACGUCCAAGUCCGUUGAGGCUUCUACGGAGACGGCGAAGAGAAGUACUCGCACUAGCGCUAGGCAGGUCACCGUGACGAAGGCGGAAAAGUCUGUGAAAGAACCUGUGAAAUCCGCCGCAAAGCCCGCCGCAAAGCCCGCCGCAAAGCUUGCUACAAAGCCUGCUACAAAGUCUGCCGCAAAGCCCGCUACAAAGCCCGCUACAAAGUCCGCCCCAAAGCCGACUGCAACAUCUACCAAGUCUACUGCGAAGCCAAGUAAAAUGGCAACAUCUACCAAAUCGACAUCUGCUACGAAGAAGCGCAAGGCGGAUGAGGAUGAAGGGAAACCUCGCGAAAUCAAAAGGUCUCGUGUCGCGCAACCCCGUCAGCCAAAACAGAAAGUCAAAAUUGUCAUCAAUGAGGCGCCAAAGACUAAGCUGAACGUAUUUGUCUGUGGUGAGGGUAGCUCUGGUGAGCUAGGUCUGGGCACGGCUAAGAAUGCCAUCGAUGUGAAGCGCCCACGUUUGAAUAAGCUUCUGUCUGCCGAAGAGGUCGGAGUUGUACAGGUUGCUGUCGGUGGCAUGCACUGUCUAGCUCUGACCCAUGACAACAAGAUCUUCUCGUGGGGUGUGAACGACCAGGGUGCGCUCGGAAGAGAAACCGAGUGGGACGGUGGAUACAAGGACAUUGAAAACAACAGCGAUUCCGAUUCAGACGAUGAAGACAGUGGAUUAAACCCCCGUGAAUCUAUUCCCACUGCUAUUCCCGCUACCGCUUUUCCUGAAGGCACUGUUUUCGUUGAAGUCGCCGCCGCGGAUAGCGCAAGCUUUGCCCUGACCGAUGAUGGUCUGGUUUAUGGCUGGGGCACAUUCAGAAGCAAUGAUGGAAUCCUCGGAUUCGACGCGUCUUCUCACGUUCAAACGACUCCAACUUUGAUCUCCUCCUUGAAGAAGAUCACACACCUGACUUGCGGAGCCAAUCACGUUCUUGCCCUGAAUGACCAAGGUCGUGUCUACUCGUGGGGUUCAGGACAGCAGAAUCAGCUCGGCCGCAGAAUCGUGGAACGCAACAGAUUGAAUGGUCUUCAGCCUCGGGAGUUCGGUCUCCCCAAGAACAUUAUCCAUAUCGGUAGCGGCUCGUACCACUCGUUUGCUGUCCACACCACCGGCAAUGUCUAUGCAUGGGGAUUGAAUAGCUUCGGUGCAACUGCUAUCCGAGAGGGCGCUGGCGACGAUGAAGCCGCUAUCGUGCAUCCCACCCUUGUGGAAUCACUUUCUGGCCAAAAUAUCUCGCAAAUUUGCGGUGGCGCUCAUCACUCAGUUGCAAUUGCCGGCGAUGGUGAGUGCCUGGUUUGGGGCCGCCUCGAUGGUUUCCAAAGUGGUCUGAAGAUUGAUACACUUGCCGAUGACGCCGUUAUCAAGGAUGAACGCGAUCGCCCCCGUAUUCUGAUUGCGCCUACUCCAGUUCCUGGCAUCAAAGCCAAGGUUGUGGCGGCUGCUUCGGAUCACUCUCUCGCUAUCGAUACCGAUGGCCGUGCCUGGUCAUGGGGAUUCUCCGCUACGUACCAAACUGGACAAGGUACACAAGAUGACAUUGAGAUGGCUACCGUUAUCGACAACACUGCUACUCGUGGAAAGAAACUGAACUGGGCUGGUGCGGGUGGCCAGUUCUCUGUGUUCACAGAGCCUGCCAGCGAGUGA
Molecule: messenger RNA, 1698 nt
Organism: Penicillium vulpinum
Lineage: Eukaryota; Fungi; Ascomycota; Eurotiomycetes; Eurotiales; Aspergillaceae
Exons: 2
Coding region: 1-1698 (565 amino acids)
Cellular component (GO): cytoplasm
Molecular function (GO): guanyl-nucleotide exchange factor activity
Source: RefSeq, a predicted model, not a curated record